This is a messenger RNA of Colletotrichum gloeosporioides, 534 nucleotides long. RefSeq lists its product as uncharacterized. Lineage: Eukaryota; Fungi; Ascomycota; Sordariomycetes; Glomerellales; Glomerellaceae. Bases 1 to 534 code for a protein of 177 amino acids. The transcript has a single exon. The record is from RefSeq and is a predicted model, not a curated record.
AUGUCAGAUUGGGGAAUCCCUCUCCCGUCAACCCACACAAAUCCGACAGAAGAUUCCCAAGACCAGCAAGAUGGAGCUUCCAGAGUCGAGGAGGAGGAUGUUCACGUCGACGAAUACACGCGUUACGAAAGGAGCAUGACUACACUCCGAAAGCAAGCCAACAAACUUGCCCAACAGCUCGAGAAAGAUACCGAGAUCUGCGACCACUUCAACGAGGUCAUGGGCCCGGCGCUUCAAGUCAUGUCCAAGUUGAGCCUCCAAGCCUCCGACCGAGCUGCGAUGCUCCAAAAACAGAUCGACACUGCACGACGGCUGGCUGUAAUGAGGGAAACCAACGCUGCCAGGGAGACGAGAGAGGACGCAGGGGCGGCGGUUGGAGACCAGACGACGGUUCAGUGUCACCUCCUCCGCGAUCGAAUACUCGGGGUAGCAAAGGCAAUUGGAGUCAUCGAGAACGAGUUGCGUCGUCACGACAACAUCGUCACCACGACAUACGAAGCCUGCUCUAAACGCAGAGCGCUGAUCAGACAAUGA